Molecule: messenger RNA, 3759 nt
Organism: Amphiprion ocellaris (clown anemonefish)
Lineage: Eukaryota; Metazoa; Chordata; Actinopteri; Pomacentridae
Gene: aqp7
Product: aquaporin 7
Exons: 6
Coding region: 227-1153 (308 amino acids)
Biological process (GO): glycerol transmembrane transport; water transport
Cellular component (GO): plasma membrane; basolateral plasma membrane
Molecular function (GO): water channel activity; urea transmembrane transporter activity; glycerol channel activity
Source: RefSeq, a predicted model, not a curated record
UAUACACUCAUAAAGAGAAAGUUUGUGGAGAAAAAGAAAAGUUUGAGGAGAGGAUUCAGUCAGUACUGGGUUUGUUUGUGGACUAAAUGUGACAUGGGAGAAACCUCAUAAAUUCUUCACAGGAGUCUGAACCUGACUGACCUUUAUUUUUUGUUGAUUUAAAAAAAAAAAAAAACAACCUGUACCAAAACAAAGGGUGCAAAGGGAAGAAGAAGAAGAAGAAGAAAUGAAGAACUUGAUGCAGUCAGUAGAAGUGGGGGUCUCUCAGCGGAGGGGAGUUAAUGUAACUCGACCCAAAGUUUGGCUAAAGAAUGAACUUGUUCGUGUGGGACUUGCUGAAACUCUUUGCACGUAUGUCAUGAUGGCGUUUGGUCUGGGGUCUGUGGCUCAGGUCGUGACUGGACAGGGAGCGUUCGGACAGUACUUCAGCAUCAAUGUGGGUUUUGGGCUCGGUGUUGCUAUGGGUGUUCACGUUGGAGGGAAGGUCUCAGGGGCUCAUAUGAAUGGAGCAGUGUCAUUCACAAUGUGUGUGUUUGGCCGCCUUGCAUGGAAAAUGUUGCCCCUGUACAUUUUUGCACAAUUGUUGGGGUCAUUUCUGGCAGCAGGGACAAUUUAUGGGAUCUACUAUGAGGCCAUUCAUGACUAUUGUGGAGGAAACCUGACUGUAACUGGUGCAAAGGCCACAGCUGGUAUCUUUGCCACCUAUCCUGCACCAUACCUCUCCUUGAUGGCUGGAUUUGUUGACCAGGUGUUUGGCACAGCGAUGCUCCUGCUGUGCCUCAUGGCUCUAUCUGACCAGAAGAACAAACCGGCUGCAGCGGGUGGCGAGCCUGCUGCGGUUGGUCUCCUGGUGGUGCUCAUUGGCAUUUCUCUGGGCAGCAACAGCGGCUACGCUAUCAACCCCACCAGAGACAUUGCACCCAGAAUCUUUACUGCCAUAGCAGGCUGGGGAACUGAUGUGUUCAGGGCUGGAAAUGGGUGGUGGUGGGUGCCUCUGGUUGCUACCCCCGUUGGAGGAGUACUGGGAGCAGGAAUAUACAAAGUGUUCGUGGAACUGCACCACCCACCCCACUCUGAACAGGCUGAGGGGUCAGCAGAGGAGUCUAUCCCUCUGGAGAAAGACCAAAACAUCUGUGCUAAUGUAUGUGUAUGACAUCCCCAACUAUGCAAACAACUAAGUGAAUGUGUAGCCGUGCGGACAUUUGUACGCAGUGAAAACAUUCCACGUCGACAAAGGGUUAAAAAGACCAAAACUAUUUGCUUGUGGAUGGGGAGCGAAGUACGUUUACAAAAAGGGAGACUGGCUCAAAUAAGGUUUGGUUUUCAAAUUUACACACACAUUAAUAUCAUCAGAUUUAGCUACUCGACUGGAAACAGUUUAAUCGACAGAGAUUUUAAUACAUAUAAAUUAUAUUAGACAUUUUGACGAGUCAUACUGAGGUUUGUGUCUCUUUGUUCCCUUCCGUUUAAGUUUAAAAGGGAUUAAACAAAGCUAAAGCUAUUUUAUAAAUGAAGAAUGAACAGAAACACAGUAACUAACUUUUUAAUAUUGAGGCAAUAGCAGCUGAUACAACCAUGAAUAUCAUUCGUUAUAACAAUCAACAGGGGACCACUUAUAUGGUCGUAGAAACCUCAGAGUAUGUAAAGAGAAGAAAACAGUGCUAAUACAUUGCAUUAAAAAAAACAAACAUGUAUCUUUGUGUAAGUCAAAUAGAAACAGUAGGAGCUGGCUUCUCACAACUUGAAAGGGCAACAGCUCAAUUAAAGAUAAUGCACAUAUUUGUCCUUCCACCAAGCCAGUGCACAGCAGCCAAAAGACAAAAAGUGUACAUGUGUCCUCUCCAGAGUACUUAUAACAAAAACUUAGUCCUACAUGUUGUAUCAGGUCUGUUUACUGUUAUUCUUUUGGCAUCAAGAGCCGUAAAUGAAUGAAGAUGGAUAAAAAAUGCUGGCUAUAACUUUCUCAUAUUAGUUCAUAAAUAUGGAAUAAUCAGAGUGGCUUUUAUGAUCAUUAUACAGAGCAGUGGUCCUAAACUCCAAUGCAGCUUUUCACCUUUGUAAAGUUUACAUCAGUGAAUCAAUGGCCUGUGAGUAACAUUGAUUACUAAAGCCUAACUUCAUGGUUUAUUGCCAGUCCUUGACAUUGUAACAUUUCAUGCUAAGGUUUGCACACACACUUUAGUGAUGUAAGGUUCGAUACUGAAGCUUAGAGUUCAUGAGCUGUUCAAACUGACGCUUGGUAUUGAAGCCUGAACAAUUUUAGUGAGUCGUAUGAUCAGCUUCUAUUUGUAGAAUCACACUAUGACUUACUUUCCAUUUUCAAAAUGUUACUACUACUCUUCAGUCGUAUAGGCUGAACCUACAGUAUUACUUUCAAUUACUGAUGCUUUGAUGUAAAGAAAUGCGUUACUGAAUAAAUUACAAACUUUAUUAGGAACUUUACACAUUAUAUAUAUAUAUAUAUAUAUAUAUAUAUAUGUAUGUAUAUAUAUAUAUAUAUAUAUAUAAAUAAAAAACAAAAAAAUUGUUGUUGUAUAAUGCAUUAAAAAAUGAGCAACAAAUAAAGCACAGUGAUAGUAACUGCAGUUAUGAAUGGAUGGUGUCCUUGAUAGCAGCAGUGGUACAUUUUGACACAUCAGUAUUAUAUGCUAUGACAGCAGCACAUGAUUAUAUUUCUUGAAAUGACUGCUUUAAAUUACUUUUUACCAGGAGUUGUCACCAGCGAACGCGAAAUAAAUUAGUUUGUGAAUAUUGUAACUGGUUCUGAUGCAAUUAGCUGGUGAUUCAAAGACUAAUUUCUCCAUCAUGCUCAACCUUCCCUUUAUCAGAUAAAUACCACCUUAGCCAUGUGUUGAGCCAGCAAUACGCCUUGUUAAGCAUCUCUUUAGACAUGCAGCUUAGUUUUUGGACAACAUGCUCUCACAUUGCAUAGAGCUUCCAACACACUGAGUCCAGUCAACGAAAGAAUUGCAGGCUGCUCUUUGAAGCCAUGUUGAUCAUACAAAUAACGAGGUUGACUGAAAUGUCUUUCUUGGAUGUGAACCUUCUCACCGCUUCGUUCCGCUGUGUCUUCCUAUGUUGCCUUGGCCCUUAGCGGUACUCCCUGAGCCACACUGUGUUGACUGCUUCUUCUUGGGGGCUGGUGCCUUUGAUUUGCCUUUGAAGGCCUUUGUAGGAUCCAGCUUGUUGAGAUAGGAAUCUCCAGCAGGAUCUCCAAGGCUGAGUUCACAGCUGAAGGUCAGCGGCUGGUAAAGGGAUGCCCACUGCUGCACAGGGAACCAGAGUAUUGACAGUUUGAAAUAAACUCUUUAGUUAUGUGGACAAAAAAAACAUAUGCAUUACAAAUUGCAUGUAGCAGGGGCACACUACAAAGAAAAUCUGAAAAAUAUAUUGUUCCUCCUUUGCUCAGUUUUUCAGCAAUGCAGUUUUUAUGCUCAGGAAAUUGUGGCAUUUAAUGCAUAUGAGUAAAGAGACUUUCAAAGGGUGACAAUGACAAGACACCUAUCAUAUUUCAGUUGGGGUAAAACACUUUGAUACUUUGUGUAAUUGUCUAAAAACUCUGAGUUAUGUCAUUGUAUUAAAAUAUUUAAUGAGCCAAAAUUGUAGUAUACUGUAAAGGGAUCAUUCUGAACAAAUUUUAUUUUGUAUACCUGUAUUGGUUCCAAGUGUUGUUAAUAUCAUUACUGAAUAUUACAGAUGCCAAAUGCAACAUAUGGUUUAAAAAAGACUGAUUAAACAUUCAGCCAUUUGCUACCUUGG